Molecule: messenger RNA, 3421 nt
Organism: Prunus persica (peach)
Lineage: Eukaryota; Viridiplantae; Streptophyta; Magnoliopsida; Rosales; Rosaceae
Product: B3 domain-containing protein Os03g0120900
Exons: 2
Coding region: 689-2149 (486 amino acids)
Molecular function (GO): DNA-binding transcription factor activity; DNA binding
Source: RefSeq, a predicted model, not a curated record
ACAAGCUCGUUGUAAACGUAUUUUGUAAAUAUUCUAUAGUUUGUUAAAAAAACAUAUAAAAUAAAAAUAAAAUUAUGCCUAACUUGAGAAGGUUCCAGGGAGGCACCUCCAUGUAAGAAAAUCACACACACAUGGUCACAGUCACGCAUACACACACACAAAUAUCUCUUUUUAUUUUUCUUCCUUCUUUAAUUUCUUUGUUUUCUCUCUCUCUCUCUUCUCUCCUCUCUUCUCUCUCUCUCAAAGCCCAAGGUCAACAACAAGAGGAACUUCUUUGCACUCUUUGAAACGUCCAUGGGGUAUCUGAGUCUUGUUGGUCAAAGAAGCAUGCACCGACCGUCAUUGUAUUGAGAGCUACGCUUCUAGCUUCUGCUUCUUCUGAGCCUGCUGCCUGCUACUUUCCUCUCUUCUUCUUCUUCUUCAUCAUCAUCUCACAGUCACAGAAUUUCCCAUCAGCAAUCUCAGCCCUAGAAAAAAGAAAGCAAAAAACCCACAAUAAUAACAACAAAAAAGAAAGAGGAAAGUUGGAAAAGAAAGUGUUGCUUCAGAGUUUAGGCCAAAACCCACCUGCUUUUUUUUUUUUCUCUUCUUCUAUCUCUUUUUCUUCUUCCUUAGAUCUUCAAGAUCUAGGAAUCGAGGUAAAAAACAAGAGGUGAGGGUUUGAUUUUCGACUUUUUUUUCUUUUAUCAUGAAUUUCGGGUCAGCUGCCCGAGAUGGGGGUUUUUCUACUGAAGAUGAAAACAUCAUGGUGACAGGUAAGCUUCCUUUCUCCUAUGCCUCCUCUCCAUCUUCUUCUACUUCUUCUGCUCAGUACAACAAAACCACCAGCAUAGCCACUCUUGUCCCUUCUGCUCACUACAACCGUGCCGGCUACGACGACGGCCCCGACACAAAGCUCGAGCUCAUGGACUCGUCGCCGAGAGAUAGAGAUAAUAAUGAAGAAGACGAUGGCAGUCGAAGAGAAGAAAACCCAAUCGCCAUAGAAAGGGAGCACAUGUUCGACAAAGUUGUGACGCCAAGCGAUGUGGGGAAGCUCAAUCGCCUCGUCAUCCCAAAGCAGCACGCAGAGAAGUACUUUCCUUUGGAUUCUUCCACCAACGAGAAGGGGCUUCUGCUCAAUUUCGAGGACCGGAAUGGGAAGCCGUGGAGGUUUCGAUACUCCUACUGGAACAGCAGCCAGAGCUAUGUGAUGACCAAGGGCUGGAGCAGAUUCGUCAAGGAGAAGAAGCUCGACGCCGGAGACAUCGUCUCCUUCCAGCGAGGCCUUGGGGAGUUGGGGAAAGACCGGCUUUUUAUUGACUGGCGGCGCCGCCCAGAUGCGCCUGAUCCCAUCCACCAUAACCACCACCAUCCCCACCAGCUUCAUCCUCAUCAUCAUCAUUACCAGCCCAAUUUCGCAAUCGCUCAUCAUCAGCAGCAGCAGCAGCAGCAUUUCUCCUGGAACCACCACCAACGCUCGGUUCCAUGGAGCCCGCUAUUGAUGAGGCCACCACCCGGGGGAGGACUCGUACCCCGGGACCACUUGCAACACUUGUCCCAGCAGAUUAAUUACAGCAUGAAUAUGCAUCACCCGUAUCGAAAUACAGGGACAAGUAGCACUGCUGGUGGUGGUAGUGGUGGAAGUUCUUAUGGUUACGGAAAUGUGGUUAGCUCUUCUGGACCAAUUUAUUAUCUGAGAUCGGCCUCAUCCACUGCCCCACAUGAAUACGAGGGCAGCGGAUUAGGAUUACAACAACAACUGCAGCAGCAGCAGCAACAGCAACAACAACAACAAGUACAGCUCCUGGGUCGGGUUCAUGAGCCGAAUAUGGUUUUGGAGUCGGUGCCUGUGGUCCACGGGAAGGCAGCAGCCAAGAGACUGAGGCUAUUCGGGGUGAACAUGGAUUGCCCCAUAUCGGAGUCGGAUCAUGAAUGUGACAUAUUGUCGUCGUCUUCAUCUCAAUAUCAUCAUGCUACAAUGGCAUCUCCCUCUCACCAACUUUCGCCUUCCUCACAACCCCCACUCCAAUUAAGGCUCUUUGAUGGCACGCCUCUGCACUCAACUACAACAACAACAACUUCUGCUAGUACCACCACCGACUUUCUCAGCAUCAGAGGCAAGCACCAGGCUUCUUCUCCAUUCUCCAUGUCCUUGGAUUUUGACGUCUGACAACUCCAACAACAGCAUCUCACAAUGCCAAUAAAGACACAAGGGCAAAUUCAGAAGAGUUUCGGAGUUGAAAUUCUUCGGUUUCGUUUGGUGAAAAAAAAUCUUCGGUACAGAAAAGGGGUACAAGGUUUGGGGUUUUUUUUUUCUUUCCUUCUUCUUUUUCUUUGAAGAGAAUGAAUGAAUGAAUUCUAAGUGAGGAGAAAUAUGCCAACUAUUAAUAUUAUCCAACUCAUGUCUUUGUCUUUAAUAGUUUUUUUUUUUAAAUUUUCAUGUGUAUAAAUAUUUUAAUUUUUAUUUAAUAUAACAAUUUAUAUAGACACAGAUGAUGAUCAUAUAUAGUCAGCGCAGGUAUAUUCUAUGAAGACAUAGAUCCAUCAUUGCCCCAAGAUAUAAUAUUUCAUGCUUAUUUCUUUUUAUAGCCUCUCUCUCUCUCUCUCUCUCUCUCUCUCUCUCUCUCUGGAGUUUAGCUUCAACUCUCCCCCUUUCCCCAAUGAAUUUGUAUCACCAAGCCACCAUGCCUGCCUCUUCUUCUCACUUUUGAUAUAUGAAGUAAUUUGUUUCCAAUUUAUCCUUCUUUUUCUUUUGGUAUGAAUAUUCUCUUUGGCCACCGACUUAUCUCUCUAUUCUGACUCUUCUGACUCUCUCUCUCUCUCUCUCUCUCUCUCUCCCCAUCUCUCUAUCUAUCUAUCUAUCUAUCUAUCUCCCCAAUGUUGUUGUUGGUUGGUUGGUUCAAGUAAGUAAGUAAAUGGAGACAACCUUUCCUGACUGCUCAGCAAACUGAUUAUGAUCAGUAGUGCUGCUAGCUAUAAGCUACCUGAUGUAAUUGCAGUUUUGUAUUUUACCUUUGGUAGGUUGUUGUUCUUGUCGCUGCGUCGUUGGGCACACCACCGCAGGUUUUUCAGACAGACUUGCAGAGAUUAAAAGCAAAGGUCCUUCAUAUAUACAGAGUUGUGGAUAUUCUUUGCAAGUAUAGAAAGCUGGUAAUAUUCUUCGGUAAUUAAUGCUUUCAGGUGUUAAUGGCCGUUUUUCAUGGUUUUGGCAUGAGUUUUUUUCUCCAUAGAAAUUCCCAAUUGAAUGUUGAGUCACCUGUUCACAAGUCUUUGGAUUUGAAUGAAGAGUAGAAAAAUUCUCCUCUUCAUUUCUGGUUUGGAAUUUGAGGAAGGUUGCUGAACUUUUAAGUCAAUGGUGCAAAACUAACUCUACGAUAUUCCUAUCAAAGAAAAAAAAAAAACCCUAUAAUUCUAUUUCGUUUUGCGGAUUUUUCUUAGCUAC